Diplodia corticola is the source of this 489-nucleotide messenger RNA. RefSeq lists its product as uncharacterized. The coding region runs from base 1 to 489 and encodes 162 amino acids. The transcript has 3 exons. NCBI's taxonomy places the organism in Eukaryota, Fungi, Ascomycota, Dothideomycetes, Botryosphaeriales, Botryosphaeriaceae. The record is from RefSeq and is a predicted model, not a curated record.
AUGGGCCCCAAGCAGGAACUCAUCGUUUACAUACAUUCCAUCGUCCUCGAGAAGCCGUCUGUCCUGAUUAUGACGAGGGAGCAACUUGAAGACGCCGUCGCAGCCGACCCGGCCCUCCGCCUGUCGCACAAGGAGAUUCCGCGUGGCCACCGCCAAAUCGAGAUCUUCGGUCUGGAUCUGAUUCCGGAGGCGGAGCGCGAGAAGUGCGCCGACUACCCCAACAUGGGCUCCUCGAUCGCAGCCGUCACUCUGCCCAACCGAGUUUGGCUGCAGCGUCAGAUGGCCAACCAGUUCACUGAGCUCUACAUCCUCUCGGUAAGCGACCUACCACCGUCUCAGUCUAUGCGUGGGUGUGAUGGAAGCGAUGCGGGACGUGGCGUUCGGAAGCCUGAGACGGGUACAGAGUCUCUGAGAUGCGACGCUCCUACACCCAAGAAGACGAGGGCAUGGAAGGCACGGGGUCCACAGUCCAGUCCUGGAUUUCUGUGA